Molecule: messenger RNA, 984 nt
Organism: Aspergillus ochraceoroseus IBT 24754
Lineage: Eukaryota; Fungi; Ascomycota; Eurotiomycetes; Eurotiales; Aspergillaceae
Exons: 7
Coding region: 1-984 (327 amino acids)
Biological process (GO): regulation of mRNA processing; spliceosomal complex assembly; protein phosphorylation
Molecular function (GO): protein kinase activity; ATP binding
Source: RefSeq, a predicted model, not a curated record
AUGGAAGCAGCCGACUGGCCCAAGGUUGAAGAAGAGACUCUACCAGAUUAUAUCGCCUCGCAGUAUUAUCCAACUCGAAUUGGAGAAGUCAUCAACCAGCGGUAUCAAGUGAUCGGUAAGUUAGGAUUUGGGUCUACGUCAACGGUGUGGCUUGCACGGGACAUGGAUGAUCGGCGUUAUGUCAUGGUCAAGAUCUUUAUUCAGGCUUCGUAUAUGGGCCAACAGGUGGAUAACGAGUUGAAUAUGUAUAAAUACAUGGAGCAGUCCCCUGCGACCCAUCCCGGCCGCGACGUGAUAAGAACGUUACUUGAUACGUUUUACAUCGACGGACCUCAGGAUAAGCAUCGAUGUCUUGUGCAUCCCCCAUUAUGGGAGAGUGUUUUGGCUUUCUUACGCCGCAACCCAAUAGAGAGACUACCCUCACCAGUCAUCGCAGUGGUCCUUCAUCAUCUGUUUCUAGCAUUGGAUUAUCUUCAUACAGAGUGCCACAUUGCACACACUGAUAUUAAAGCUGACAACAUCAUGUUCGGAAUCAAGGACGAUUCAGUCUUCACUGACUUUGAAGAGUACGAACUCCAGACCGUGAUCAGCGUUCCAUGGACGUUCAGCGCAGAUAUUUGGAAUGUGGGAUGCAUGAUCUGGGACAUAUACGAAGGUGGUUCCUUAUUUACAGGCCAAGACCCCGAAUUUCAAAGAUACCGAAGCCGAGCCCAUCUUGCCGAGAUGAUCAACCUUCUCGGGCCCCCACCUCCUAGUCUUGUUAUCCAGGGGGAGCUGAGCGACAAAUUCUUUUCGAGCGAUUUCCUGAACCAAGAUUUACUGACUGGUCUAGUGCCGCUUGAACAGAGGGAAACCACUCUCGAGGGGACAGCGGAGAGAGAGGCUUUCCUACGUUUCAUGCGCAAAAUGCUACAAUGGGAGCCUGGCAAGCGGAGCUCAGCCAAGGAGCUAGCGGAAGAUGAAUGGAUACAUCGCCAUAUGUAA